Molecule: messenger RNA, 3375 nt
Organism: Eleginops maclovinus (Patagonian blennie)
Lineage: Eukaryota; Metazoa; Chordata; Actinopteri; Perciformes; Eleginopidae
Gene: rab2a
Product: RAB2A, member RAS oncogene family
Exons: 8
Coding region: 193-831 (212 amino acids)
Biological process (GO): vesicle-mediated transport
Cellular component (GO): Golgi apparatus
Molecular function (GO): GTPase activity; GTP binding
Source: RefSeq, a predicted model, not a curated record
AGACAUCAUACUGUAGCGUGGCGAGGGCGGACCUUGUGACGUAGAGCGGAGGCUCUGGCUGUUUAUUGUUCCUUCCCCAACACCGACAGAGAAAAACAGGCUAACAAGCUGUCAGCUAGCUUUUCAUACGGCUCACUGUGGGUUUAACGAAGGUGUAACGGUCGAGACAGCUGACUGCAGAAACCAGGGGCCAUGGCUUACGCGUACCUCUUCAAAUACAUCAUCAUCGGAGACACGGGUGUGGGGAAGUCAUGUCUAUUACUACAGUUCACAGACAAGAGGUUUCAACCGGUUCACGACCUCACUAUCGGUGUGGAGUUCGGAGCCAGGAUGAUCACUAUAGAUGGCAAACAGAUCAAACUGCAGAUCUGGGAUACGGCUGGUCAGGAGUCGUUCCGGUCCAUCACCAGGUCUUACUACAGAGGAGCAGCAGGAGCUCUGCUAGUCUAUGACAUCACAAGAAGGGACACCUUUAACCACUUGACGACCUGGUUAGAGGACGCUCGCCAACAUUCCAAUUCCAACAUGGUCAUCAUGCUCAUUGGUAACAAGAGUGACCUGGAGUCGAGGAGAGAGGUGAAGAAAGAGGAAGGUGAAGCAUUUGCAAGAGAACAUGGCCUCAUAUUCAUGGAGACUUCAGCCAAGACUGCCUCUAAUGUAGAGGAGGCUUUCAUCAACACAGCCAAGGAGAUCUAUGAGAAGAUCCAGGAGGGAGUGUUUGAUAUCAACAAUGAGGCUAACGGUAUUAAGAUCGGACCCCAGCAUCCUACCACCAACUCCACACUGCCCGGUAACCAGGGAGGCCAACAGGCUGGGGGGGGCUGCUGCUGAAGCCUCAACACACCUCCCCCUCCCCCCCCCCCCCCCCCCCCUUCGCCCUCUCCGACUCUCCCUUUGCGUUUCUACAGAACUGUCCAGGCUCACUAAACAGUUUGUUAACCUCUCUCUCUAUUGCUCUUUCAUCCCUCCCUCUCUCAACCCCCCCCUCCCUCCCCCCCCCACCCUUAGUCUCUUAACCAUACCUAAGGGUCUCAUGUGCAGCCUGACUCCCUGCAGGUUUAGCCUAAACAUGCUAAAGGUUUGCAGUUUUUUGGGGGGGUUAGUUAAACAGGUUUUUAUCUUUUUAUUUAAAAAGAACAUGCUGGAAUGUGAAGACUCGUGUUCCAGCGGUUUCAUUUGCACACUGCUCUUGAUUAGUGAGGAAGGUGCUGGGAUAUUGGAGAACCUCAGAAGGAUAGAAGGCUCAAGAAACGAGGAAGCUGUAGAGAUAAAACAUCUGACGGUAUGGAAUAAAACGUUGGCCAUGUUGUGUCUACACACACAUCUGUACAUGCUGCAGGAAGGUGACGCAGCACGCUGAGAGCAGGACAGGUCUCUACAUGCUGAGUCAGUGUGCUGUGCGGUGUGUGUAUAGGGGCGAUAUAGGUAUUCCAGUAUGUCAGUGUGUGAGGUGUAGGAGACAUUCAAGAGUCCCCCUGUAUCUUCUGUCCAUAAAAACAAAGUGCAAAUGAUCCUGAUAUUGUGUGUUUCCUUUCCCUGUUCUCCGUCGUAUCCUUUGACCUUCUGUCUCUGUGUCAGUUUUGUUGACUUGCUUUGUAUUUAAUGAACACUACAAACUGGUUGUGGCUUAAAAAAAAGUGUUUAAAUGUGUCUGGAGAGAGAAUAAAAGACCAAACUGUUGAGUGUGAACAUGGAUCCUUUUAGGAACGACGGAACGGCUAAAGAAGCGUUAAGUGGUCCUGAGAGCAGCGGACGCUAUAAUGAAGUUAUGAAGUAAAAAGAGGAAAGUAGAUUGGACUUUUUUUGGUAACUAUAUUUAUCGGGCACAUUAUUGUGUAUAUAUGGCUCUUUAGGUUUCUGUAGCUCUUUGGGCUGUUCGAGGUGAAGCUUGGCGUGUCGUUGUGGUCUAGUUAUUUCUUUACCAGGGCUGGAAACAAAAGACCUUGAAGCAGUUCUUAACAUUUUUAACAACUCUCAUUUAAAGCCGGAGGUGCCGCAGCACCCUGAAAUAUUAGGGUUGCUGCUGCCCUUUCUUUUGAAAGACAAGUGAGGGCUGUUAGCAGGGCUGGUAGAGGCAUUCAAAGUCCCUGGUGGAGAACAAACUCCAACUGAAAUGUCAUGCGUCUCCCUUUCAGCAGGCACAGAUUUCAUGUAUACUGUUUAGAGCUUGAUCGAUGACUGCUGCAAUGUUUGUUUUUUUUGCUUCGAGAUCCUCGAUGUAAUAGGCAUCAUUUAACCGUUAUGAUCAUAUUUGACUUCUUGAGUUACUAAUUGUUCAUCCUCCCAUCCCCACUCCUCUUCCUUCUUCUCUCGUUCUCAGACUGUGUGGUAGCUCUGUAUCGAUUUGAAAUGCCAAAUUAUUGUUUACCUGUGUUAGUCAGUAAAAAAGAUAUGAAAGAAUUGACUAAGCCGCUCUAAUCUGUCCUUAAAUCAGCUGCCUGCCUUAACUCCACCCCUUUGAGAGAUUUGGACAGCUGCUAGAAAUGAAUCAAACCUUUUUUCUGCAUUUUUUUCCACUAACUAGCUAGUUGACGAUGCGUUACUCAUGCGAAGAUGCACACUUAGAGAUAUGUUCCUUCAUAGCAACAACAGUUUGACUUUUGGCAUUUGAAAUUUAUCCAAACCCACGUGUUAACAUUUUCUUCCCGUCCCCUCCAUGAGCACACAGACACCCAGCCUGCAUACAGCAUGUGUGCAUACGCAGACCUUGCAUACACAUGUUUCUGUUCAUCUCCUAGCUGUUCUGCUAUCUAUAACCGUAGGGUGACAGCAGUGUGAGUGAAAUGGUUUCCCUCAGCAGCGUGUCCUUUGUUUUUUUUAAUUCCUAGAUAUAUUCAGAGGGUUAUUAAUCUUAUUCUGAUGAUUCUUUGUAAAGCAAAAGUGUGUGUGUGUGUGUGUGUGUGUGUGUGUGUGUGUGUGUGUGUGUGUGUGUGUGUGUGUGUGUGUGUGUGUGUGUGUGUGUGUGUGUGUGUGUGUGUGUGUGUGUGUGUGUGUGUGUGUGUGUGUGUGUGUGUGUGUGUGUGUGUGUGUGUGUGUGUGUGUGUGUGUGUGUGUGUGUGUGUGUGUGUGUGUGUGUGUGUGUGUGUGUGUGUGUGUGUGUGUGUGUGUGUGUGUGUGUGUCCGCCCCGAGGGGUUACAGGGGGAGGAUCAAGCCAAACCUGAUGCAUCUAUCUCUAUCUAAUCUAUCUAUGGAUUGAUCUAGCUAUCUUAUCUAUGUGGCCCUCCUCCCCUUGCUCUUCCUGCCUUUCUCCCCCCCCUCCCCUCCCCCCUCAACGUUAUUUGCUGUGUUUGUUCUUUGGAAAAAUAAAACUUAAAAAAAAGAAAAAAUGAAAAUGCUAUCACAACAAACUAUAAUAAAACAUUCUAAACUCUCAA